Messenger RNA from Leucoraja erinaceus (little skate), 5194 nucleotides. Its product is annotated as sodium/hydrogen exchanger 3-like. The transcript is spliced from 17 exons. Gene Ontology annotation, cellular component: apical plasma membrane; brush border membrane. Gene Ontology annotation, biological process: sodium ion transport; regulation of pH; proton transmembrane transport. Gene Ontology annotation, molecular function: sodium:proton antiporter activity. Lineage: Eukaryota; Metazoa; Chordata; Chondrichthyes; Rajiformes; Rajidae. The record is from RefSeq and is a predicted model, not a curated record. Bases 89 to 2584 code for a protein of 831 amino acids.
UUGGUCAGAAGCAGCAGCAUAUACAUUGUGACAUACAUACAUAUAUAUACAUACAGGCAGCCAGAGAUAGUCACACACACGGAAGGAGAUGGGGAGAGGACGGAGCAAGUUUGCGCCCAGCUGUGCGUUGCUGGCAGGGUUUGGGCUAUUGCUCAGCUGCCCGGUGGCUUGGACAUCGGGGGAACAUCUCCGGAGCGAACACGGCGAGUCUCAUGGAGGCAAUGAGACGGGUCACGAGGCUGGCUUUCACAUUGUCACCUUCCGCUGGGAACAUGUACAAUCCCCUUACGUUAUCGCUCUAUGGAUCCUGGUGGCUAGUUUGGCGAAGAUAGUGUUCCACCUGUCUGAAAAAAUCACCACUGUGGUUCCAGAGAGUGCUCUGCUGAUUGUGUUAGGUCUCCUCCUGGGAGGAAUAGUCUGGGCAGCGGACCACACCGCUUCCUUCACUUUAACACCAAAUGUCUUCUUCUUCUACCUCUUGCCACCGAUCAUAUUGGAUGCUGGAUACUUCAUGCCCAACAGACACUUCUUUGGCAAUCUUGGAACGAUUCUCAUGUAUGCCGUCAUUGGGACAAUCUGGAACGCUGCAACAACUGGCCUCUCCCUCUAUGGCGUUUUCAAGUCUGGUAUUAUGGGAAAUCUCGAUGCUGGCCUCCUGGAAUUCCUUCUGUUUGGAAGUCUGAUUGCUGCCGUUGACCCAGUGGCUGUAUUGGCUGUGUUUGAAGAAGUUCAUGUGAAUGAAGUGUUGUUUAUCAUUGUCUUUGGAGAAUCUCUUCUUAAUGAUGCCGUCACAGUGGUGCUGUACAAUGUAUUUGAAUCAUUUGUUAAAGUUGGGCCAGGGAAUAUUGAAGGCCUGGACUAUUUCAAAGGCAUAGUGUCCUUCUUUGUGGUGAGCUUGGGUGGAGCUGCCAUUGGCAUCAUCUUUGCCUUCCUGCUCUCCUUCGUAACCAGAUUCACCAAGCAUGUAAGAGUGAUUGAACCUGGAUUUGUCUUUGUGAUUUCAUACCUCUCCUACCUCACGGCAGAGAUGCUGUCUCUUUCUGCUAUUUUGGCUAUCACAUUCUGUGGCAUUUGCUGUCAGAAGUAUGUGAAGGCCAACCUCUGUGAGCAAUCUAUCACCACUGUCAGGUAUGCAAUGAAAAUGCUGGCAAGUGGUGCAGAGACCAUUAUCUUCAUGUUUUUGGGAAUCUCUGCAGUGGACACUACGAUAUGGACGUGGAACACUGCCUUUAUACUUCUCACGCUGGUCUUCAUCUCAGUUUACAGAGUCAUCGGCGUUGCAAUUCUGACCUGGAUUAUGAACCAUUACCGUGUGGUGCAGUUGGAGAUUAUAGACCAGGUGGUGAUGUCCUAUGGGGGUCUGCGUGGAGCUGUGGCCUUUGCUCUGGUAGCAUUGCUGGACGCGGAAACAAUUCCCGUGAGGAAUUUGUUUGUCAGUACCACUAUCAUUGUGGUGUAUUUUACAGUCAUCUUCCAGGGUCUGACAAUCAAACCUUUGGUGAACUGGCUGAAAGUAAAGAAGAGUGAGCAGAAAGAUCCUUUACUCAAUGAGAAGCUCCAUGGACGGGCAUUUGAUCAUAUAUUAUCUGCAAUAGAAGAUAUCUCUGGGCAAAUUGGACACAACUAUCUUAGAGACAAGUGGACUAACUUUGACAGAAAGUAUCUAAGUAAAAUAAUGAUGAGGAAAUCUGCACAGAUUAGCCGGGACAAAAUCCUAAGUGUUUUCCGUGAGCUGAAUCUGAAGGAUGCCAUCAGCUAUGUUUCUGAGGGAGAGCGCCGAGGGUCCUUGGCUUUUAUACGCUCAAGCAGUGAUGUUAACGUUGACUUCACAGGUCCUCGUCAUUCUGUUGUCGAUUCCUCUGUCUCCGCGGUGCUGAGGGAGAGUACCAGUGAGGUGUGCUUGGACAUGCAUGCAAUUGACAACCGAGUGAAGAGCAUCAAGGAUCGUGAAGAAACAGUUACUCACCACAUGUUACAUCAACAUCUGUACAAACCCAGGCAAAGAUACAGCAUUACUUACAGCCGCCACAAGCUAUUACGAAACGAAGAUGAGAAACAAGAUAAAGAGAUUUUCCACCGCACCAUGAAAAAGAGACUUGAGAAUUUCAAAUCCACCAAGCUUGGGGCCAACUACGCCAGCAAGUUUAGGAAUAUGAAGAAAGAAAAAGCAGCUAAAAAGAAACACAGCGAUGCUUUGUCAAAUGGAAAGAUCCCAACGCAGACUGUUGCAUUCCAUAUUGAUAAAGACUCUGACACAGAGGACAAUUAUGAAGCAGCGGAUGGAGGAAUCAGUUUCCUAAUUACUGCCCCAAGUGCAGAUACAGACGAAACAAGAAAUGGUCUCGAUAACCCGAGCUUUUCUGCCGAGGAGGAUCAGUCAAAUUUCCAAAUGACUCCGCCAUGGGUGGCAGGAGAAGAAACCGUCAUCCCAUCUCAGCGGGCACGUUUACAGCUACCAAGGAGUCCCAACACCUUCAGGCGCCUUACACCUAUGCAGCUCAGCACUCGAUCCAUUGAUUCAUUUUUGCUCGCCGACAUCUCAGAGGAACAUCCAUUGUCUUUCCUGCCUGAAUCAUCAAUGUAACUCCAAGACAAUCCCAAGUCCCCCUCCUUUACCUAGCCCUUCCAACUUGGAUGAAAAACUCUUUUCCUGGAAAGAUGACCAAGCAAGUCAAAAUGACUCUGGUGCUGACAGGCCCUCGAGGGUUUUUCCUUAUCUCCAGAAGAACUGGGUGCCGAGCUAUUCCUCACUGGAAAACGUAGAAACCCAGGUGCCCACCAUCUCCGAACACGUGGUCGCACAAGAGGAGGAUUCUGCUGAAACGCUCUCCAAAGCUGCUGUUGACAAGGUCAGUGAAGCAAGCCUCAAUGAGGAUGUCCAGCUUCCUCAUUCUGACAGCAAAGAACUCAACGCAAAAGUGCAAUACACCGACACGCUCUGUGAAGAGGGCGAGGACAGUAAUCCAAAGGAUGCAGGGACACAGGAGCAGAAACCAUUGAUCAGCAAAGACACUAAGAUGCACUCUGCAGCAGCCAAGCGGGUGCAGAAUCGCCGCUCCUUCCACCGGCCCAAGCCUUUGCGUUAUCCAGUUCUCCAGAAACUUGGGUCUCUCCCAGUCUCUUGCCACAUUCCCCCUCAUUCCUUGGAACAAGAAGAAACACAGUUUUAAGCACAACAGUCAAUUGCUUCACCAGCAAAAGAAAAAAAACAUAGAGCCUGUUAAUUAGUUAACUAGUCAUUUGGUUAUGCCAUUCGAACCUUAAAGGAGCUCCACAGCAGUGCACAAGUCUUGGGAAAAAUUGGAGCACUCCAUUUAAAAGUUUGAGGGUAUAGAGAGUAAUCUCUGUGGUUUUAUAUAAGACACAUUUACUUCUACAGGGGGUCCUGAGGGGGAAAAAAUAUUUUUCCUUCCUAUCCCUGAGUUAUUACUUUAUAAGGUGUUAUAGGCUUUUUUUGUUACAGUUUGGGUUUUCUUUCUUGGCUGUAGAGUAUUUUUAUGGUAUAUAAGUUCAGAUGCAAUUCUAAUCAGUGACAGAGUGCUGUAAAAACUCUGAGCCAUGGAAAUUAAUCACCCAGUCGACCUCCAGACAAAUGGAGGUGAAAGGUUUCUUUAAAAAAACAAUGGCAUCGCAGGUGAUUUUUUUUGUUGGUCACAGUUGAACGCUUGAUUCCCUGGGCUGUGAAAUUUGAGUAAAUGGUAACAUUGUCGAGGCUGUAUUGGGGAAAGGCAAUUUUUUGUCAUGGGCUUCAGCAAAAACAUAACUUAAGUUGGUUCUUCUGGCUAAAGAAAAAAGAGAAUUUUCACCUCAAACUGUAGCACAAGAGGAAACGUUUUUGUGCGUGUGCAAUAAAUCUCAUUGACUACUAAAAGUAGUCCUUGUCCUCUUCCCUAUUACCUACAGAAAGGUGUUUUCACCUGGAUACAGCUGGUCUGAAGUUUAAAUGUUAGUGAGAACCCGAUACUCAUACUGGAGAGUAGUUAUGAUGAAAAUAGGUUUCAUCCCUCUUGUCCUCAUCCUCUCCCCAUCCCACAUCUCCCCACUCUUCACUGCCAAUGUAAUGCAGCACAUCUGAGGGUGAACUCACCAAACGUUAGUGCCAAUGAGAAGGGGGCAUGUUAGGCAAAGCCAUCAAUUUCCCACCUUGCCUUACAUCUGUACCCCAUUUGUUCAUCCACAUCACCGCAAUUGUUCUAUGAUUGACGAAGGUUGUAGAGCAACAUUUUAGCAAGAGCCUCAGCUUCUUUUAGUGUAGUUGUUUUCUAAAGGCACAAACUUUUAUUAAGAAAGGCAUUUGACACAUGGAGUAAGCAACACAUUGUUGCAGUUGUGCAAACUAUGCAACUGUUUCUCCAAGUUAGUGACUAUAAUAUUCCGAUUGUGAGUUUGUCCAGCCCUUCCUAUCUCUGUCUUAAGACGUGAAGUAUCUCUGAUUUGCCAAGGUUGGUAUCCAGCCUUGGCUCGGGCUUCUUACUUAGCCCCUGAGGUGGGUUGGAGUUCCUCAAGGAAAUGGGUGUCUCCCUCCCCUUCGAACUAGAAUUAAAAUCGGGUGUCGAUGGUAUGGGGAUUAAUUAAAUUCAUUUGUAUAAUUAGUCGCAUGGCAGUGCAUAUUGUAUACAACAGAAAUCAUUUCCUGCAAUACAUUAGGCGGGACUUUGCAGUGUAAAAUACUGGACAUUGUGUGAAAUGACUCAUUGUGUUACUGCCGAUGCGAGCCUGAUCAUUUAGUUAUGCCAGUCAUUUUUCUUUUAUUUUGUUAGAUGUUUCAGGGGUUUCAUUUUCUUUACUUCCUUUUCGUUGAAUAAUUGUCUGACCUCGAAGGUGUCUGUUAGAAUGCUUCGGUGUGUCGAGUUGCACUGUAUCCAGUGUAGCAACAUCUGAUGGACUGAACUUGAAGUGAGAUUCAUUGGAGGUGGUGGUGGUGCUGAGCAAUGACAACCUUUGACUUCAGUGAUGGGGAAUGAGGUUAUUUGUCCCUGUACGCCCCUGUCCUCAUACGGCAGCCUGAUUAAGCGCUGUACAUAAUCCAAAUCUGCCAGGUUGGUAAUGUGAACUGUAUCUCAAUUCUGGUUAAUUUGUCUUCCAUAUAUUUUAUAUUUGUUGAUUAAUAGUACAUUUUGUUUAAUGUUUUACCAGUUCUCAUUGGGAGUAAAAUAUAUAUAUUUUAACUUUGAAAUAAAAUUUUAAAACAAAA